Molecule: messenger RNA, 213 nt
Organism: Prunus armeniaca (apricot)
Lineage: Eukaryota; Viridiplantae; Streptophyta; Magnoliopsida; Rosales; Rosaceae
Source: the annotation of a GenBank genome assembly
AUGGCCGUUAAGAUAGACACGGCAAAGGCAGGUGAUCUUGGCUGCUUCCUGGAGGCGGGUGGUGAAGAUGGAUUGUUUUGUCAAUCUACUCUCAUGGCAGAAGCCUUGGCCAUUCGGGAGGCAAUAAACGCCAGCUGGACAGUAGGUUUUAAGGAAAUAGUAAUUGAGUCAGACUCAAAGGAGAUCAUUACUAUGUUAGGAAGGAGAAGGUAG